CUUCAUCGCAGGACCUUCGGUCAUGUGACCAAGCUAGAGACCUCUAUGGUAUAUUGUAGGACCUUAGGAGGUCCUUGGGUCACAUGUUACCCAGAAAUCUCUGUAAAGGUGAUUGACAUCCGUUUGGACCAAUUAGCGUUAGUUCAGCCCCUGCCCAUAUAAGGGAGCUGUGUCCAAUUAUCGCUCUCUUGGGUUGCUGCUCUCGUGGAUGCCGGACUAACAGGACAGUGUGCUACGCAACUUUCAAAGACAUGCUAGGCCUCAAAACCUAUGGCCUCAGCAGAACCAAAAAUUCCUGUACAAGAUGAAAUAGUAUUUGGCAACGAUCUUCCACUCUAUAGUGACAUCCUUGGCAUAAAUGAAGCUUCUGGUUUGGAUUUAUUUGAAGGAGACAUUAAAAUAGAAGAGGGUAAAGAAAGAAGCACAAUUAUUGGCAGUCGGUACAGAUGGCCUCUUACAGUCCCAUAUUACUUAGAAGAUAGUCUAGAGGUGAAUGCUAAAGAUGUUAUCCUGAAAGCAUUUGAACGCUUCUGGCUAAAAACAUGUAUCAACUUUGAGCCAUGGAAUGGAGAAGCAAACUACAUUUCAGUGUUUAAAGAUAAUGGAUGUUAUUCAUACGUUGGAAAUCUACAGCGUGGAAAACAGUACCUUUCUAUUGGCUCAGGCUGUGAUGACAUAAAAAUUGUUCAACAUGAACUCCUUCAUGCACUGGGAUUUUAUCAUGAGCAGUCACGAUCUGACCGGGAUGACUACUUGACUAUUAUAAAUGAAAAUAUUCAGCCUGGAAAAGAACAUAAUUUCAAUGCUUACAGUGAUGUCGUUUCCAGUUUUCUCAAUGUACCAUACGAUUAUUUAUCCAUUAUGCAUUAUGACAAGACAGCGUUCCAGAUUGGGCAAGAACCAACAAUCUUACCUAAGUUUCCUCAGUUCACUAAUCUGAUUGGCAAACAAAUGGAUUUUAGUGAUAAUGACAUCUUAAAACUAAACCGACUCUACAACUGCACUUCGUCUGUAACAUUCCUGGACACGUGCAGCUUUGAAACAGAUGACAUCUGUGGCAUGUUACAGAAUUCAAGUGACAGUGCAGACUGGCAGCGAGUAACUCAAGUCUCAAACGGUCCAAGUUCUGACCAUACGCAUCUAGGAAAAGAAAGAGAUAUUGGUUAUUUCAUGCACUUCAGCACAAGUACAGGCAAGACUGGAGACUAUGCUACACUUGAAAGCAGGCUCUUCUACCCGGCGAGAAGAUUUCAGUGCCUGGAUUUUUUUUACUAUCAUAAUGGUAAUAAGAAUGACACACUUAACAUCUGGAUAAAGGAAUAUACUAAAGUCCAUUCCAAUGGUAUUUGGAGGUUAAUGGACUCAAUAAAUGGCAAACCAGCUGACUAUUGGCAGCUCCAUUAUUCUUCAUUACAUGCGACAAAUAAAUUCAGAAUUGUAUUUGAAGGCAUAAAAGGAUUUGGGAAAUCUGAUGGAGGCUUUUCAAUUGAUGACAUUAAUUUAUCUGAAACUGUAUGUCCUGAAAAUGUUUGGCAUAUUAGAAAUUUUUCACGUGACAAUGUUAAAAACUAUAUACGUAGUCCUCCUUACUACUCUAAAGAUGGCUAUGCAUACCAGAUUGGACUAUAUGAAUAUUCUUCGCCUGAGUCACAAGUCAACAUUGCAACUUAUUUGCAUCUGAUAUCUGGAGCUAAUGACCAUGCCCUUCAAUGGCCAUGUCCAUGGAGACAAGCUACAGUAGAGUUCUUGGACCAACACCCAAAUGCCCAACAGAGGACGUCAAACAUGAAGAGUAUAACAACUGAUCCUAAUCUACUAUCAGAUAAUAAACUGGAAUGGGAUAAUCCUUCAGUAAUUGGAAUUAAUCAAGUAUUUCCUAAUGGAACGUACUACAAAACUACAAAAGGAAUGGGAAAAUUUUUAUUUACAACUGAAGAAUGGCUUUAUAGAAGAGAUUUCCUGAAAGGAGGAGAUGCUUUCAUUCUUAUAUCUAUGGAAGAUAUAUCCCACCUAACUCAGUCACAACCAUUGCCGCAACCAACUCCUAGUUGGACUUCUAAAGUCCCAAUUUUACCAAUACAUUGUCAAGUGAAUAUUUGUCAAAAUAAUGGUGUCUGUGUUGUGGAAAACUUUAAAUCAGUAUGCAGGUGUAUAACGUCUGGAGAGUGGUGGUACGUGGGUGAGAGAUGUGAGACAAGAAUCCCCAGCAAAGGCAACAUGUGGAAAAUGUCUUUCUUAUGUGCAAUGCUUCUAUCCUUGUUUUCAAUCAUACUAGUGAAUACAGCAUAAGAAUGUUAUAUGAGCAGAAUAUGAAAAUGCCA
Messenger RNA from Hyla sarda, 2321 nucleotides. Its product is annotated as meprin A subunit beta-like. Gene Ontology annotation, biological process: proteolysis. Bases 271 to 2289 code for a protein of 672 amino acids. The transcript is spliced from 14 exons. Gene Ontology annotation, cellular component: membrane. Gene Ontology annotation, molecular function: zinc ion binding; protein binding; metalloendopeptidase activity. Lineage: Eukaryota; Metazoa; Chordata; Amphibia; Anura; Hylidae. The record is from RefSeq and is a predicted model, not a curated record.